GACGAUAGCAGCAGCAUUCCUAGUGAAGGUGGUACUUCCCUAGCUGAACCUGGUGGCGAUAACCUAGUCGCCCAGAUCAUCGCCAACCAGGCAUCGAACAUCCGACAUGCUGCUAUCAAGGUUGCUCGCCACAAGAAUCCCUUUGAAUCACAGGAAGACGAGGAUGCCUUCUGGGUAACCUUGGACAGCGUCACUGACACUGGCUUUGUUCCUCGGCACAUGAACAUUCGCGAAGAGGAGUGGGAACAGGAUGGGUAUCCAACGCACGAGAAUCUUGUUGUUGGGAAGAGAAAGCCACCUCUUCGGGUUGAGCUGCCUCACGAGCUGUGGUUGCCCCGAGCCGAGGCAUGGUGUAGGGCUGUUUGGGUUCUAACCCAAAUCCUC
Molecule: messenger RNA, 384 nt
Organism: Rhodofomes roseus
Lineage: Eukaryota; Fungi; Basidiomycota; Agaricomycetes; Polyporales; Fomitopsidaceae
Exons: 1
Source: RefSeq, a predicted model, not a curated record